UGUAACUACCCGUACACUGGGUCUGUCUGACAUAGCUGCGACGCAGAAACACACUUUCAGUACAUUGCCAAGUACGACUGAGGAGUUUUGAUGUUGAGAACGACAGAACUGGACAUGGAGUGUAACUGGUGGCGCCAUGCAGGCUCCAAAUGACCACUGUGAAACCUGCUCUGAACUUUUGAAGUGUAUAGAGGAUUUCGACCUUCCAGAGGACAAUGUGUUACUAAUUGAUGUAGAUGUUAAGGUAAUAAACACACCUCUUGGUAAAUUUAAUAAGAAGGAACGACAAGACGAGAGGAAGAGUUUUGUUAACAAGCUUAAGAAAAAUAUAUCAGCUCUGAGGAACACAGCAGGGGGUGUAGUGCUGGUUCACCUACAGGGAUUAACAUCAGAAGACAAAUGCCUCGACUACUUCCAUGAAAUAGUCGAUGUGAAACUGAAUGAUAUGAUCGAAGAUGGCAGUCUCUUUGUGCAAAGUUACCAGAAGGAUUGGCUUCAGGGCAACAAAACAAACAAUGACAAUAACAGUCGUUUUCAAGGAUUUGUUGCCAUCCAUGUAACAGGUUCUCGCAUUGUGACAACGCUCGACUUCAAUUCUGGAGAGCAACUGGAAACUCCUCACAACACUAUUCAAGUUGCAUUCCAUCCCGUAACGGCAGACAGGUUUGUGCUGGAGGUUGCUGUUGCAGCAGUAGAUGGUUUACUGUUUUAUGACAAGGAAGGCCCAGAAGCUUACGAGUAUGAAAAUAGCAGACUGAAGAGGUUAUUGAUCACAGAUUGGUACGAAAGGAUAUUCCGGAGGCUGUUAAAGCAGCUGCGGCUUGCUCGCACCUGUAGCUCCUAUGACUGGCUCUUCCUCAGUGAUACUGCCUAA
Haliotis rubra (blacklip abalone) is the source of this 874-nucleotide messenger RNA. RefSeq lists its product as uncharacterized. Bases 137 to 874 code for a protein of 245 amino acids. Lineage: Eukaryota; Metazoa; Mollusca; Gastropoda; Lepetellida; Haliotidae. The transcript has 5 exons. The record is from RefSeq and is a predicted model, not a curated record.